This is a messenger RNA of Erigeron canadensis, 837 nucleotides long. RefSeq names its product protein NEGATIVE GRAVITROPIC RESPONSE OF ROOTS. Bases 1 to 837 code for a protein of 278 amino acids. The record is from RefSeq and is a predicted model, not a curated record. Gene Ontology annotation, biological process: gravitropism; regulation of growth. The transcript is spliced from 4 exons. NCBI's taxonomy places the organism in Eukaryota, Viridiplantae, Streptophyta, Magnoliopsida, Asterales, Asteraceae.
AUGAAGUUUUUCAAUUGGAUGCAAAGUAAAUUCAAUGGUGCACAAGGGCGGAAUGCAACGUCCACUGCUCAUUAUCAUGUGGCCAAGCAAGAACCCCGGAAAGAAGAGUUUAGUGAUUGGCCUCAGGGAUUACUCACAAUAGGAACCUUUGGGAACAACAACAACAACGAGCAUCUACCGAUUCAUGAAAAUGAAGAAGAAAUCAAUUACAAUCAAGAAACUGAUCAGGCCACAACAGAAACAUCAUCACCUGAUCUUUCUGACUUCACACCCGAAGAGGUUGGCAAACUUCAGAAAGAGUUGACGAAUCUAUUGUCCUGCAGGAAAAAGCAAGACAUGAUUCCUGGUGAUCUGCCAUUGGAUAGGUUCCUUAACUGUCCUUCAAGCUUGGAGGUUGACCGCAGGCUUUCGAUGAGACUCAAUGGCAGCGAAGGAGGAGGCAACGAUGAUAAAGAAGAGAUAGAUCGCACGAUUAGAGUUAUCCUUGGUAGGUGCAAAGACAUUUGUACCGAUAACACUAAGAAAGCAAUCAUUGGGAAAAAAUCAAUUUCAUUUCUUUUCAAGAAGAUCUUCGUCUGCAGCAGCGGGUUUCCAACAUCAUCGAUUCCUAGCACUUUACGUAGUGAUCAUCAUCAUCAUCAUCAUCCACUUCCAGAAUCAAGAAUGGAGAAGCUACUAAGGGCUAUGCUUAAGAACAAGAUCAAUAACCCUCAAAAUUCUCAAUCAUCGUCAGCAAGGAAGUUCAUAGAGUCCAGUAGACGAUCACCCUGCAGGAAAGGGGAAGCAGAGGAGGAUAUUAGCACCAAAUGGGUCAAAACCGAUUCUGAAUGUGAGUAG